CCAGGUGAUAUUUGUACAACGACAGAAUUGAAAGUUUUACAUCAUCCAAAAAACUGCAAGAAAUAUGUCACGUGUUAUGGAACUGCUGAAGGUUUCGACACAUGUAAUGGGAAGUGUGUGAAGAUAGAAAACGGCAAUUCUGCAACAUGUGUUGACUGUAGUGAAGAUGUUUGUCCAAAACCAGAUGUAUCCACAACAACUCCAAUGGUAACCACUUCUGGACCAUCAUCCCUUACAUGUGACGAUAUAUCGGGAUACGUCGACGAAACAGCCUUUCUACAAUGUCAAAUUGUAAGUAACAAUUUCGACAUCAUCGUCCUUUCACAUUUAUCUCAUCCAUCGACUGGAUCAGUGUUACUACCAUUGGGAAGUCUAACGAAAACAUCAGCUGUUGUCACGACGACGGAUCCUGCUUGGUCCGGCCUUGGCCUUGCGUACCACACAGCUGGAUCAUUGGAAUACAUCAACGUAACACUUCCAAAAAUAGCUUGUGCAAUGAGUGGAGCGUUUACUCUAAAUUUGACCAACGGCAACUUCUCAUCAGUGACAACAUCACAGAUAAACGUGUUAGUAAAACCAACAUCACCACCAACAAUAUCCCAGAGGACAUAUCUAGACGUCUCCACUGAACAGAUUGAGUGUACAGGUGACGUGGGCAAUCCUGCUGUCCAAAUGACUCUUCACGCCUCAAAUGGAAACUCAAAUAACAGCUUCGUCGAAAUGACGUCCCAAUCCACUAGUGAUGACACAAAAGACGGAUGUACCUUCACCAGAACGAUCCGGUCGACAGCAUCUCUUGCUUCAAUGAAUGGAACCGAUGUUAAAUGUGUGACGUCAUACUCUAAUAUCGGAACUAACCUACCCACCACACUGGAAUCGAAUUCAUUGACAAUUCUGCUCAUAUCCGGUAACAUUUGUGAAUCUACCAAUGCCACGUUUAUACUCCAUCCGUACGAUUGUCAUAAAUACAUACACUGCGGAGACAGCACCUCCACAGAAGUUUCGUGCGCAGCCACAACAUGCUUUACCAUACCCGGGAACAAGUGUGAUAAUGACUGUAGCAGAUGUCCAUAGAUGAAGCACUAAACGUAAUUUACCACAAUAUAAUUCAUAUAUUACAACAUUCUAUUGGUAAUGGAUGUAAGAAUCAAUAUUCAUUGUAAAAUCUUUGUAACAGUUUUAGAUAUACAUGGUAACAAAUAUUAAAAAAAUAAGAAUCCCUGUUUCACUGCACUGCCGUUUUGCUAUACACAGUAACCUCCCCUUAACUUCCGUUUGAAUGUAACUGUAGCACAUAUGGACUAGAACACUUUCGUUGAAUAGGUGCCCAUUUGGUUACAGAGACAGUAUAUGAAUGGGAUAAUUCAAAUCAUUUUUGUGUAAAACCCCAUAUAGAAACUGUAUAACAAUCUCAAAUCCAGGGUUCGAAUCCCGAUCUAGCCACGCUAAUUGUUUACACUCAGAACACACUUGUUCUUUAUAUUUUGUUUAUUUCAUCUUUAUUUUUUUCUAUUAAAGUCCGGGAAGGUAUGAUUCUCUUUAUAAUGAUUUAUCAAUGUUAUAAGCAUGCUGAUAAAAACAGUUUUCAAUGCUAAGUUACAGUUUUUGGCAGUGGUA
Molecule: messenger RNA, 1617 nt
Organism: Mizuhopecten yessoensis (Yesso scallop)
Lineage: Eukaryota; Metazoa; Mollusca; Bivalvia; Pectinida; Pectinidae
Exons: 5
Coding region: 205-1074 (289 amino acids)
Cellular component (GO): extracellular region
Molecular function (GO): chitin binding
Source: RefSeq, a predicted model, not a curated record